AUGAUCUCUACCCACCUAGCUCCAUAUCAACAUCAUUCACCAUAUCGAGGUAGUGUGAAAGAUCCGUUACCCAUGGCCGCGUUGAUGCAAUCGAACAACGAGCCCGUCCCAAUAUCCCACCCUUUACCUGCGCCGUCGAACCCUAUAACUGCAAGUUCCUCGGAGCCUUCUGCCUUCCUGAAACAGUCCAAACCGGACUCGAACCUUACCUCUAUUGCUAGCGCCGGAUUAAACGUUACGCGAUCAAAAGAUUCCAUACCCUCCAUGUCAACAACAACACCAAACUCCGGCUCCGCGGAGCGGACCCUCGAGCCCCACAGAGAGCCAGACCAGAAUAGCUCGCAAGUUGCGCGAGAAGCCCUCGGUGCUAGUGAGAAACAACAACAACAAUCUGGCUCCGUUAACGAGUCAUUAGCUAUGCACUCCGAUCAUAUGCAAGUGGAUGCACAUCCUGUUCCAGGCGAGGCCGGCGAGUCCGUCUUCAACGCCGCUGAAAACGGGACAUCUUUAAUGAACACCUCGACUGUAGCGAGUCCUGGGCCUAUUGACGACUCCAUUUCACAGGAUGGUGAUCAAUCGCGUCAUCAGGAUGACAGUGACUUGCACCAAGACAGCAGUAAUAAGGCGUUCUCGUACCCUAUGCCUACCGGAGGGUUCAACGACCCACGGCGUGGUCUCAGCUUACCGAGCUCUGGUUUGAAUAAGGCUGGCCAACGGUCCCCGUCGGCUAAGAAGCAUCGUUGCCCGUAUUGCGCAACGGAAUUUACAAGACACCAUAACCUUAAGAGUCAUCUGCUCACGCAUAGCCAAGAGAAACCGUUCGUAUGCACAACCUGCCAGUCGCGCUUCCGGCGACUACAUGAUCUCAAACGGCACCAAAAGCUCCAUACCGGCGAGAGACCCCAUAUCUGCCCGAAAUGUGGACGCAGGUUUGCCCGCGGUGACGCUCUUGCUCGUCAUAACAAAGGCCAGGGUGGCUGUGCGGGGCGCAGAGCAAGCAUGGGAAGCUACGCCGGUGAGGACGAGUAUGGAGAUGCAGCUGCAGGCGCGGAAGAUACAAUGGAAGGCCUUGUCUACGCUGAGCCGGAACGCAUGGACGAGGAAGAUGAGCGCCGUUACAACAUGCCUAGCAUCAAGAAGCAUGAUAUGCCGACAGAUUCUGUUGCGCGUUCCAACAGUGUAAGCAGCUAUCAAGCGCGUCAGCCCAGCACGUACCCUCCGAUCGCUGCGAGCAGACCUUCACCUGGCGGACUUUACCCUCCACCAACAAGCCAUGGUGCUUCUAGUGGCUCCCCUUCUCCGAUAUCUCAGCCCGGCAACCUGACAUUUCCUCCGGCAAAUCAACCUUCUGGAGCCUCGGCAUUUGCGCCUCCAAACAUGACAGAAAGCCCAAAACCACUCUCGCCAAAUGCUCUGCCUCCUCAUCAAUUGGGACACGGUCCAGAAAACAGUAUACAACUCCAUCGUCCUCACUCGCCGGGAAUCACACACUCAUUCUCCCAACCGCAAUACAACCGACCAGGUCACUCCCAGACACCUCUCUCAUCCACUGGACACUCUGCGUCAAGCUUGGGUCUUCCACCACCUCAGCCUGGCGCUCCUCAGCUCCCCCCACCACCCGGUUUGGGCUCAUCGGAACCUCGCUUUUCCCUUCACGCGCAGAACUCCGUACCAGCACCAGGGGCUGCCACUAAACACACGCCAUCGCAUAGCCAUUCAAGCAACCAUGGUGGUCCAUUGUCAUCUAAGACGAUACCUGAAACACCCUCGACCAACAACGUUCAUCCCUCUCAUGAUCCGAGUCUUUUCGAUCAACAACGUGAUCGAGAGGAAAAGCUCUGGGAUUAUAUUCGCUCCGUCCACGAUGAAUUAAGCGGGCUUAGGUCGGAGGUAGCCACCCUCAGGGCACAGAUGGCGUCUUCGAGUGUGAGUGCUUUGACUACACCUAAUCCCGGUAUUACACAACCUUCAGCCGACACAGGAACCGCGAAUCCGGCGCAGCGGUGA
Aspergillus puulaauensis is the source of this 2007-nucleotide messenger RNA. RefSeq names its product C2H2 zinc finger protein. Bases 1 to 2007 code for a protein of 668 amino acids. The record is from RefSeq and is a predicted model, not a curated record. Gene Ontology annotation, cellular component: nucleus. Gene Ontology annotation, biological process: regulation of transcription by RNA polymerase II. Gene Ontology annotation, molecular function: DNA-binding transcription factor activity, RNA polymerase II-specific; RNA polymerase II cis-regulatory region sequence-specific DNA binding. The transcript has a single exon. NCBI's taxonomy places the organism in Eukaryota, Fungi, Ascomycota, Eurotiomycetes, Eurotiales, Aspergillaceae.